AUGGUGAAUAUGAUGGGUCAAAUGCUGCUACCGCGAUUAACGAAGACGAACUACGAGAAUUGGAGCAUCCAAAUGAAAGCUCUUUUUGGUUCUCAAGACGCAUGGGAGGUGGUUGAAGAAGGUUUCAAAGAACCAAAGGAUACCAUGGGUUAUACGGCGGCACAAAACAAGGCGUUAAAAAAAUUACGAUCAAAGGAUAAGGCGACAUUAUACAUGCUGUUCCGAGCUGUGGGCUUUGAGAAGAUUGUAAGGGCAACUACUUCAAAAGAAGUGUGGGACACUUUAGAAAAGGUGUUCAAAGGAAUUGAUCGAGUCAAGCAAGUGCAUCUCCAAACUCUUCGUGGCGAGUUGGAGAGCAUGAAGAUGAAGGAGUCAGAAAAUGUAUCUAACUACAUUUCGCGCGUACAGACCGUGCUAAAUCAACUAAAUCGAAACGAAAAAAUGUUACCCGAGACACGGGUUGUGGAGAAGAUCUUGAGAAUGAGUCAUUUUGCAAGAGAUUGUCGAGCCGAGCAAAAGAUGGAAGAAACAACCAACCUAGCCUUGGAUGACGCAACAAACGGAGGCAUUCUCGUGAUGGCCCAAAAUGAAGAGCUGAAAACAAAAGAACACGGCGACGCGAAAGACGAUUGCAAUAGUCAUGAGGUAGUGGAAAUUGUUGAAAAUGAGGAGAAGGAAGAGAAUGGGAAGGUAAUCUCUGAACUUGAGAAGAAAAUUGAAAAAGCUGUGGAGAAAGAGGACUUGUUGUGA
Molecule: messenger RNA, 750 nt
Organism: Cucurbita moschata (crookneck pumpkin)
Lineage: Eukaryota; Viridiplantae; Streptophyta; Magnoliopsida; Cucurbitales; Cucurbitaceae
Exons: 3
Coding region: 1-750 (249 amino acids)
Source: RefSeq, a predicted model, not a curated record